CCUCCUCCCUGAAUCACUGAAAGGCCCAUUUCAAUGACCUUUGACAGCCAGUUGUUGAGGGCUGUUGUGAGGACUUUGAACACACACAACUCUGUUCAUCGACAGAGGAAUUUCAACAACCCAGCCAGAUAAGCCCGAAGCAAGGGACAGCUUUUACAGGCAUUCAAAGCACAGAGAAGGGGUUGUUUUUUUUCUCCUCAUUUUGAAUUACUUAUAACCGCAUUUCGUCUGCAGGAACUUUCCCCAGGUCCAAAGAACCUUUUGAGGAGUUCCUCUACCUCCUCAGUUACUCUACCUGCCUUUCUACUGGAGAGACCAAAAAGGCCCUGCUGGGUGGAUUAGUACUUUUCAAAAGUACAGGAACUUUGGGAGCAGGGUUUGCAGGGAUGACCGUCGCUGAUUGGUCAAACACACACAGGUUGGCUGCUUCAACUUGUGUAUUGCUUCAUUCAUAAAACAACGAUCUUAUUUAGGACCAGUUUAGGAUAAAGGGAUAACAUUUCUCUUUGUUUGAUAACGUUAAAAAUAAAGUUAGGCUUUGCUGACUCAUUUUAUAAGAGACAAGAGAAAAAGAGAGAUAGUGCGAGCGAGAGAGAGACAGCGUUGUUGUCUCUGUGCUGGUGUGAGCUGUAGACACAGAGGCAAAGAGAACAAUGUGGAAAGCAGCAGUGUUUGUGUUCCUGCUGCUAAACAUGGAUAUGGAGGUCGAUGGUGCUGUAGAUAAGUUGAGGGGAUCUGUGGCAGGAAAGGCUGACAGCAGUCCUGCAAGUCACACUGGUUCUUCACCUUUCUCGGGCAACUUGUUGGUGGUACCUAUGGAUGGGAGUCACUGGGUUGGUAUGAAGGCCAUUGCUCAAGAAAUGGGUCGUCGUGGACACCGGGUCACCGUGGUGAUACCGGAGAUCAGCAUACGGAUGGGCCCGGGGGAACACUAUGACACUCUGACCUAUCCUGUUCCAUAUGACCAGGCCUUCAUUGAUUCUGUGUUGUCCACACACAAGGACAUCAUGCAAAAAUCUAAACAGUCUUUCAUAGAGAAGAUAAGGACACGAUUUUCACAGAUCCAGAGAAUCACAGGCAUAAUCCACACCACUGCAGAGAGCCUGCUGUUCAAUGCCAGUCUCAUCUCACAUCUGGCACAGCAGGGCUUCGAUGCCGUCUUGACAGAUCCCAUGGUGCCCACAGGCUCACUGAUAGCUCGGAAGUUAGGUCUUCCCACUGUUAAUUUGCUGAGGGGCAUUCCAUUUUCCUUGGAUAUGGUAUCUGCAGGCGUCCCCUCUCUGCCCUCAUACGUGCCUCGCUUCACCACCACGUACACAGAUAGAAUGAGCUUUAAGCAGAGGGUUUUCAACACUUUGGUGGCUGCACUGGAGCCACUGUUGUGCCGCCUGGUGUAUUGGCACUUUGACCAAAUAGCCUAUCAGUUCCUGGGAGAGGAGGUGGGCAUAGCUGAAGUGCUGUCAGACUCUGAUAUCUGGCUGCUGAGGCUUGACUUCACACUGGAGUUCCCGCGCCCCCUAAUGCCUAAUGUAGUACUAGUUGGUGGCAUCAACUGCAAUGUGAGAAAUCCUCUGCCUGAGGAUUUGGAUUCCUGGGUGUCAGGAGAGCAUGGGUUUGUAGUGUUUACUCUGGGUACCAUGGUGUCGGAUCUACCAGAAGUGACAACAUCUGCCUUCCUGGAAGCCUUCAGACAGAUUCCACAGAAAGUGAUAUGGAGAUACACCGGGCUUGUUCCCAACAACGUACCAGAAAAUGUCAAGAUGAUGAAAUGGGUGCCUCAGAAUGACCUACUAGCACAUCCUGGAGCUCGAGCUUUCAUCACGCACGCCGGGUCACAUGGCCUCUUUGAGGCACUGUGUCACGCCGUUCCCAUGGUGAUGGUGCCACUUGGCGGGGAACAGCCUGACAAUGCGCCAAAGUUGGCGAGCAGAGGAGUAGGAGUCAUUCUGGAUAUCUCUUCUGUCACUACAGAAACCCUCCUCUGGGGGCUGAAUGAGGUCAUCAAUGACACCAGGUAUAAAGAGAAUGUGCAGAAGCUGUCAACUCUUCAUAAAGACCGGCCAGUUGACCCACUUGACCUCUCAGUGUACUGGACAGAAUUUGUAAUGCGGCACAAAGGAGCGAAACAUCUCAGAUCUGCUGUCCAUGACCUCAACUGGUUCCAGUACUUCUCCUUGGAUGUAAUAGCACUGCUGGCGACUGUAGUGCUGGUUUUUGUAAUACUGACAGUAAAAUGCUUGAAACUAUGCCUGCGGAAACUGAGCAGGAAGAGGAAACGAGACUAACCUGGUGUCAGGAAGAUGAAUUAAAUGACUACAUCUCUGUUUGUUAAGGGAUUUUUUUAAAAACAAAGUAUUAUCAUUUAAAUACCAAUUC
Molecule: messenger RNA, 2376 nt
Organism: Thunnus maccoyii (southern bluefin tuna)
Lineage: Eukaryota; Metazoa; Chordata; Actinopteri; Scombriformes; Scombridae
Product: UDP-glucuronosyltransferase 1A1-like
Exons: 9
Coding region: 654-2285 (543 amino acids)
Molecular function (GO): UDP-glycosyltransferase activity
Source: RefSeq, a predicted model, not a curated record